Aspergillus glaucus CBS 516.65 is the source of this 1253-nucleotide messenger RNA. Its product is annotated as FPP/GGPP synthase family protein. The transcript has 2 exons. Gene Ontology annotation, biological process: trans, trans-farnesyl diphosphate biosynthetic process. Lineage: Eukaryota; Fungi; Ascomycota; Eurotiomycetes; Eurotiales; Aspergillaceae. Gene Ontology annotation, molecular function: dimethylallyltranstransferase activity; (2E,6E)-farnesyl diphosphate synthase activity. The coding region runs from base 83 to 1102 and encodes 339 amino acids. Gene Ontology annotation, cellular component: cytoplasm. The record is from RefSeq and is a predicted model, not a curated record.
GCUAGUCGACGGUUACAAGCUAUAAAUGCCGCAGUGGAACGAACAACCAUGAACUAUCACAAUCACCAAAGAAUCGUCGGCAAUGGCCAGCUGCGCAAGAUUCGAAGCCGUAUUCCAGUCCCUGGUUGGGGAAUUACGAGAAGAACUAGCCCAGAGAGGUUUGCCGAACGACCACAACGACCGGUUCCAGCAAUGCUUGAUUUCAAAUACGCAAGGUGGCAAGCUCAACCGCGGACUCACGGUAGUCGAUACCGGCCUGAGUCUCCUGCAGCGGUCUCUGAGCGAUGACGAAUUCCACCACCUAAGCAUCCUAGGCUGGGCAACCGAGAUUUUCCAAGCGUCCUAUCUCGUCUGGGACGAUAUCAUGGACAGCUCCGAGUACCGACGCGGAAAGCCCUGCUGGUAUCGGCAGGAAGGAAUUGGCUUGACUGCCGUAAAUGACGCCGCCAUGCUCCAUUCCUCCAUCUUCCGCAUCCUCCGGAAACAUUUCAAAACCCACCCGGCGUACUGCGACUUGCUAGAGCUUCUGCAGGAGGCGUCGUUCCGGACGGAGCUGGGUCAGCUGUGUGAUACGCAUGUGCGUGACAUGGCUGACAUGACGAGUGAGAUGUAUUCGUCCAUUGCGAUCAACAAGACUGCGUUUUACAGUUUCUUUUUGCCGGUGGCGCUAGCAUUGCAUUAUCUCCAGCGUGCUAGCGAGGUGAAUCUGAAACAAGCGGAAAGGAUUCUUCUUCCGAUGGGCGAGUACUUUCAGAUUCAGGAUGACUAUCUUGAUGUAUUUGGAAAUCCCGAGGUUACUGGAAAGGUGGGCAUGGACAUCCAGGAUAACAAGUGCUCUUGGAUUAUUGUCCAGGCGCUACAACGCUGUAACGACGAGCAACGAGAAGUGUUAUUCCCGUCAUAUGGUCAAAAGGGCGACAUGCACGAAGCGAGAGUCAAGCAGGUCUUUGGCCAGAUCGACAUGGAAGAAGUAUACCGGCAGUUCGAGGAUGCGAAGAUCAACGAGCUCCAAGCCGAGAUUGGCCGCAUUGAAGAAGGAGCAGGAUUGAGGAAGGAGGUCUUUACGCUGCUUCUUUCAAAGAUUAUGCACAGGAACAAGUGAGCGUCAUGGGUUCUCGCCAAUUAGAAUCAUUCUUUGGCGCUCAGCUGUGAUAUCGGAUUUAGUAUAUUGUCCGUGCUUGGAAUUAUGAAUUUAAACUGAAUCCUCGAUCCUUUGCCGCUGUACUCCGUAGAGCAGUCUCCAUAGUUCAACU